Monodelphis domestica (gray short-tailed opossum) is the source of this 7100-nucleotide messenger RNA. The record is from RefSeq and is a predicted model, not a curated record. NCBI's taxonomy places the organism in Eukaryota, Metazoa, Chordata, Mammalia, Didelphimorphia, Didelphidae.
CCUCCCACCCAGCUCUAAGGAUCCGACCGUCGUCCUUAAACUGAGAGAAACCUGCAGCCACACCUUGCGUUACUGUCUUCUCUUUUGGCUUAUUUGGGGGAGGGGGGUGCUUUCCUAUUUGCCCCAGUCGUUUGAGCCCUCUCUUCCGCCGUUUUCUUUCCGUAUGUCUGUAAGCAUAAGCCUUUUUCUGUAGCCCUAAGGCCACCCCCUCUGCCUCCCAGAAAUAUCGCCAUGGCCUUUCAUCACUGUCAUUUUCUUUCACCCAACCAUGGCUUUUGUGCUGUGUUCUUUGGCGCACUUUGGCGUCCUUUAGGACAAUAGGAAUGUGAACAAUACAUAUUAUGUAGGAUUCUAUUGUUGUCAGUCACCACUGAAGUUGUGUCCUUUUUUGUGAUAUUAGUUUUAUGAUCUAUAAAGAAACCAUUUACUCUUUCUGCCUUUUUUACAUUCCUUUGGGAUAUCUCCGAGUGCAAAUUUAGAGUACAAUAUAUGGCACAAUCAAGACAAUUUAAUGUCGUGAGGCAGCCAGGUGACUGGGUGAAUAAAAAAGGGGGGGAGGGUCUGAAGAUGGGAGGUCCUGGGUUCAAAUCUGGCUUCAGACACUUCCUAGCUGUGUGACCCUGAACAAGUCACUUAACCCCAAUUGCCUAGCUCUGUCCAUUCUUCUACCUUGGAACUGCCAACCUGACAAAACAGAAUCACCAAAACAAUUACACUCAGGACAGAGGAGACAAUACUCAGAUGGCCACCACACAUCACACAGAGCCACUGCUCUGGAAGUUCUGGGGCCACCGUCUCCAGGAAAGACACCAAUAAUGGGAAUUUCUGCUAAACUAAAGAACUUGAGGUUAUAUUUAGACCUUAGGAAAUAUCUUAGUCCUAGCUAAGUCCUGGCUAAUCAAUGGGUGCUUGAUGGUUUAUUGUCCAAUCUGGGACAUUGAUCAGUCAGGGGGCUUCUUGAAGGCAAGUGAUCAGGGUAUAAGGGUAAAUUUGGGGUUUCACAAAACAAGGUUGUCACAACCAGCACGUAGUAGCUAUCCUAAGAUAGAAGUGAAGGUUUAAAAAAUCCCUGUCAUGCAGAGCUAUCAGGGGUUUUUUAGCAGUCCCAUUUAAGGGACGCUAUAAGUUCUUGGGCUCCAAUGCCUUCGUUUCUAUAUUUUCCCUCUUGUUUAUCUUCCUCUCACACUUUAAGUUGAGAGAACCCUGAAAUUCCCUGCCACGAUUGUGUUUCUUCCUAUGCCUUUUUGUAGUUCAGUUCCUAUGUCCCUUGUGAAUUUAGGUGCUAAGGUCUUUCCGUAGUUCUGACUGUGGCUCCAUGUUAUUUGAACUGUUUUAUGUCUGCCUCCAGGAUUUUCCCCUUGACUUGGGAGCUCUAUCAUUUGGCUAUCAUAUUGCUAGGAAUUUUCAUUUGAGAAUCUCUUUCUGGGGAUGACUGGUGAGUUCUUUCGGCUUCCAUUUUGUUCUCUGGUUCUAAGAUAUCUGCUUUGUUAGACUCCUCAUAUGACCAUGCCUUCCAGGUAUGAAAAUAUAAAUUGCCUUAGUGACCCACUGUGUUCUUAAUCAAUGUUGGGGGGAGGCAUGACUCAGUGGGCAUUUUUGUGUCCCACCUGUCCAGAGUGCCACUAGCUUAGGGAGGUACUGAGCUGCAAGAGCUGAUGGGAUGGGAAGCUAUCAGAAAUUGCCUGCCGCCUUAUAAAAGUUGUAACAUAAAAAAGUUGGCCCACCCUGAAAAGUGUGCUGGUCUCCAGCAAGCAGCCCCUUGUUGCGUUUAAUAAGCUCCUCUGUUUUCUUUGGUCUGAUUUGUGCCUCCCGAAUUAGGGGGAAAGCCCCCAAAGAAAGAAUUUUCUGUUGACAAUUACUGAGGCCACCAGCUUUGCCCUGGUAAGAUGGGUUUUGGGAAGGCCUCUGCAUCACCCCGGCAAUCCGGCAUCCUGCCAAAUCAGUCCACAACUGAGAGAAGAGGUGUGGUGGUGUCAGAGGGCCUCAGCUGGCUUUGUGUUGUUCAGAAUGGAAUGUCCUUCGUUGAUGAGAAGCAGCAGGCCUAAGAUGGUAAAGCAAUGCCGAAUGCCCUGCAAAGACUACCCUGACCAGUGAGUGCCCUGGAGCCCCUGCAGGCAGCCAACCUCAAGGCCAUGCCCUUCUGCCUUGAUGGGAGUUAGGAACUGCUCAACAUUCCAAGCUGUGAUGAACAUUCCGAGCGAGCGGCUCCUAUUGCUAAGCAGAGCUCUCUCCCCCAUAGCCCAAUCUGUACUGAGAUCCCAGAGGGAGAUCUGAGGUCAGGUCAUGGGCUUGAAAUUCUGCCUCAGGUUUUUUGUGGCAACAGGAAAGCGACAUGAUGGGAGCAUUGAAAGAUCUGCUUUGCCCAGGUGAACAGAGCCAGCUUCUUUCUACAAGAUGUACACGGGACGGAGCUGAGGGAGUCCUUUGACCUCUCCCAUUGGGAAUCAUUUCAGGGUUCAAUUCUGACUGGGCAGAACUGGAUUUUUCUCCUGGUGGCUGGGGAGCACAGCAUCUGUACGUGACUACUGCCUUCUCCGAAGAGAUGGGGUCACCUGCUCACUGGCUAAUAGCCAAUCUGAGAUACUCCUCAAAUUGUCUAUUCGUGAGUCUACACAAGGGCACCUUGGGGUGACUGGUCUAUGAGAGAGAACACCUAGAGAGCUUGGUAAGACAUCAAAGAUACGCAGGUCUUAAACUGGGUCAUUGCCAAUCGUCCUGACUUUUGUCUUGCCACUUGAUCUCAAUAACUCUGCAAGUUUGUACCACUCUGCUUCACCUAAACGCAGUUUCUGAGGAAGUCAGAACAUCACACCAUGAUGUCCAGGGUCUCUUGGAGAAGGAAGGACAAACAGUAAUGACAAUAGCCCAGAGCUGCAAAGGAAUUUGCAUGGGAAUGAAUGGUGGGAGAUAUCUCUGAAGGCAGACAAGGGCCUUGGCAGUUAGUGCUUUAGAGGAGUGUAAGCUUGUGUCCUGAUCUUUCAGGCUAAACUGAACCAGAUCAUUCCCUCCUGCUCCCUGUUGACUGGAUCAGCCUUUUUUUGUACCCCAGGGCCCAGCAUCAUGGGGCCUAGCGGCAAGCUCAGUACCUCUCACCUUGUUAGACAGACCCCAGGGGCCCUCGGUGCUGGCUCUUCACCAUUUAAUGUAGCUUCAAUGGCAGUGUAUCCUUUCCUAUCCAUAACCUUUGAAUGCUAUAAAGAGGUGAACACAGGGAGCAAGAGAGGCAAAUGCUCUCUAAAGGAAGAGGGCUCCGCAGGCCCUACUGGGCUACCUGGUUUGGGAGAGAUGGAUUGGUAUUUUAGCCAUUUAUUACAAACGGGGCUUGCUGUGGGUCGGGAGCCCGAGUUGGCAGCAGGGAUGGGCCACUGGGCUAGAAGAUGUCCAUGGGAUCCCUUCAAUCUGGCUAUCUUGGCCAUGUGACUGGUUUCCACCUAACUGCCAUUUCUGGGGACAGUGGAACUCUGUCUGACAAAGAGGGUAGUCCUGGUUCUUAGCAGGAUUUGAGCAAUUGGGGGGGGGGGGUCCUGCUCCAUUGCCAGACUCCUUUCGUUGCCAUAGAAACCAAGGCAAGCUUCCCUUGGGGAGCUCCAGACCACCUGGGGAUGUACAGCAAGCAGAGCUAGUCAAGGUGAGUGCUUUGUCUGCUGAGAAAGGCACACACCAGGACAUGCAGUACCACGCUGCAGUCUUUAAAAGGCGCGCUCUUCCCGGCUUAGACAGCUCUCCCUGGGCCAAGUGAGGAGAGUGCCGGGGGCGCUCCAAAGCUAGCAGAGGCCCCUACAUUCGGGGCCGUGGGACCCCGUCGGCCUCAGGUCCUCCUGGGCAGGAGAAGGAAACGGCCAGCCACUCCCUUCUCCUUGCCCAGGAAGUCCGGAGUGGGGACCGGAAGUGUAGUUGAGGACGUCAGCCACUCAGCUACGGCCCCUACGUCCUCGAGCAACUGACUGGUUGACCGGAAUGCCAGCGGACAAAGGCGUGACGCGUGAACUGAACGCUGGGUCACCGUGGUAACCGCCCCAGCCAGCGUCUCCUCAGAGGGAAGAUGUGGCUAGCUGGGGGCAGCUGCUGCCGGGUGGGGGGCACUGAAAAAAGCGCCAAACUGAAGGACAACCGGCCCCAGGAGAGAACCGUACUGUGGGAGAGGGUGGGCGUUAGAAGAGGCCGACCAAGGAGACUGUAAGACCCGGCCCCCGGCCGUGGGCCCUUGUCCCCACCUACUUGUGCUCUGGUCCCCCAGGCAGCCCCUAGGGUCACUGCUGCCGCCCACAGCCCAGCCCACAGCCCACCCCACCACCGCCCCUUUGGCCACUACUUCACACCAAGGCCCCCCGGGAGAGCCCCAGGGAAGGAAAGGUGGCCUCAGAGUCUGAACUUGAGUCCGGCAAGCGCUGGACUCCAGUCUCACGGAUUCCUUCCCUCGGUCUCCGUGCAUUCAGUCUCCUUUCCAGCCCUAACCCAGAUGGAGGCCAACGAGAAGGAUGCCAUAUCGUGGUAUCAAAAGAAAAUUAGAACAUUCGAUCAGCAGAUCCUGGAACAAUCUCUGGAGCAGAGCCAGCUCAAGGGCUUCAAGAACAAAGCCAGAAAGAUAGGACACAUCAAGCCCGACUUCAUGGACAUCGACUUGACGGGCAUCAGAGACCAACCGGAAAUUCCCUGGAUGUCGGUGACCCUGAAGGGGAUUCUUAACGUCGUCUGUUUCCCGCUGUUCAGCGAGUGGUGGAUUCAGGUGACCUCUUUGCGCAUCUUUUUCUGGUUGCUACUGCUUUAUUUUACGCAACUGGCAGUAAUUGGGCUGUACCUGCUAAGCCCUGUGAUGAGUCUCAGUGAGGUGAUGGCUCCCGUGUGCCUUAUGCUCCUCAUGGGAACUGUUCACUCUCAAAUAGUCUACACCCAGACAGCUGCUGACCCUCUGGGAAGGGUCAUCAUUCCCAGGGGGCAGUUAGGCCAGCUCACAGAGGGGCAGGACGGAAGCAGUGAAAGUAAAAGUCGCCCCUGCUUUGGUAAAGCCGGAGGAGUCGAGUCUUCCGAUUCUGCCUCGGUACCCGGCGCAGAGACUCGUGAGAGGCUCUUUAACAGCAGCCCUGCCACCAGGAUGGGAGUCCCCGAGAACGUUCCGGGCUGUCCCAGUCUGGGUACCAAGCAGAAACAUUCCCAGCCGGAGGUGAGAAUGUGGCCAGCCAAGGAGAAAAUGAACAAUUCAGACGAAGGCAAGAAUAAAGAAACAUACCGUCUUCUGGGGAAAGGGUUUUCCGACGAGAUAUCCAGUGAAGAUUACUGUGAGGACCCCCCAGAGAAAGAGAGAAGCAUAGAAGGGGCCUCCGGGGACAGCGACUUUGAAGUCAAGAAGGAAAAGCCCUGGGUUUCCUCGAAACACGUCAGCAGCACUCAGGUAAAGAAGCCAUCCCCUGCCAGGCGAUGUCACGCGGUGGGAGACUCCGAGACCCUGACUGAAUCGGAGCUUGAGUCGGCCAGCCUUACUCGGGAGAUCCUGAGAGAUGGCAGUGCCCGCUUUAGAAGCGGGAGCCUCAAGAACCUGAAAACCACCACCUUGGACACAGACCCCGAGGACGUGAUGUGGGACGAACUUUUGCAGAACCAGUCAUCAUCGUCCACAAGAGACAGCAAGGAGGCAAGUGUGAAGACCCUCUGCCCCAGUACCAAGCAGGAGCUGCAGAGUGAUGUGCAACAGAACAGCGUGUUCUGUCACCAGAACAGCAAGAACUCUUCCUCAGAACUGGUGAAUGCAAUUAUUUGGGAAGACCGUGAAUGCAAAAAGGUGACUCUGUCCGUUUUGGAACUCAGUGCCAUCAUCAAGAGAAGGGUUAAUGCAUACCAACAGGGCAAAAACUACUGGAUUCUGGGCAACCUCCUAACUCUGGGACUCGCAUUUUUUCCAUUCCUACACCGCCUCUUUCGUGAGAAGAACCCGUACCAACUACUAUCCAUUUCAGCCGAAGAACUUCUGAGUCUGUUUUGUGGGGCACCAACAUCCGGAUCAGUAAUCAUCUUAGCGACUGUGAACUUCUUCCAGCGCUUCUGUCUGAUCUGGAUAUUCUUUUUUAUGAUGUGUGUAGCAGAGAGAACAUACCAGCAACGCUUUCUAUUCGCAAAACUCUUCAAUCAUAUUACCUCUGCCAGAAAAGCCAAGAAACACGAAAUCCCCCAUUUCAGACUCAGAAAGGUAGAGAACAUCAAGAUAUGGCUGGCACUACAUUCUUAUUUAAAGAGACAGAGUCCACAGCAGUCCAUCGAUGUGGUUGUUUCCUCAGUGUAUUUAUUGACCCUCUCUAUCGCCUUUGUUUGCUGCGCUCAGAUCCUGCAAAACCACAAAACCUUUCUGGAUCAAACUUACAAUUGCGAAUUCCUGAUUUGGGAAACGGUCCUGCUGCUCUUUUUAUUGCAUCUUGCAUCCCUGGGGUCUGAAACAAGUAAGAAAAACAGGAACAUCUCAGUGCUGCUCAUGGAGCAAAUUAACUUGUAUUUUAAAAUGGAAAAGAAGCCACACAAAAAAGACCAGCUCAUUCUGGUGAACAACAUGCUAAAGCUAUCAACCAAGUUACUAAAGGAGUUGAACACACCACCUAGGCUCUAUGGCCUGACCACACAUCCUCUGAUCAGCAACAUAACUCAAACAGUCAUCCUUUUAGCCGUCCCCGGGAUCGUAAGUAAUCUACUGGGAUUCAACAUACACAUGUAAACACCUCAACUAAGAACUGAAUGGUGUGCUUGGAUUGGGAACUCUUGUUGGCACUGGAACUUAUGACCCUUUCAUGGACAAUUGCGUGGAAAACAGCCUUCCAUAUCCUUGCAUGCUAAAUGGCAUGCAACUGACCAAUCUUAUUUCUUUUCUGUUCAUAUAGUACUCAGUUGAUGGAAUAGGUUAUUGCAAUGCAAAAGGAAUGGCCUUCAGCUAAAAAGAACUAACACUCAUCCCAUUUGUGGAGGACUUUCAUCUAACUUUCAGGGAGAACAUCAGUUUAUGUCACAUCAGUAUCUCCAUUGGGAAUAAUUACAACCCUUUGGUAAAGAAGAAAAAGCCAAUCUGGAGGUGUUAAUGUACCUAAAUAGGAAUUGAAAUAAAGAUGCUGACCAAUACCGUU